Phyllostomus discolor (pale spear-nosed bat) is the source of this 1205-nucleotide messenger RNA. RefSeq names its product Rac family small GTPase 3 (gene RAC3). Gene Ontology annotation, biological process: establishment or maintenance of cell polarity; regulation of cell shape; motor neuron axon guidance. Gene Ontology annotation, cellular component: cytoplasmic vesicle; plasma membrane; cytoskeleton. Lineage: Eukaryota; Metazoa; Chordata; Mammalia; Chiroptera; Phyllostomidae. Bases 294 to 872 code for a protein of 192 amino acids. The record is from RefSeq and is a predicted model, not a curated record. Gene Ontology annotation, molecular function: GTP binding; GTPase activity; protein kinase binding. The transcript is spliced from 6 exons.
CCUGAGCAUCGGGGAGUACUGUGCGCCGGUCCCUGCACCUAACCGGCGCGGGGUGCGGGGUGCAGGGCUCAGGGACAGGCUGGGGAGGUGGACACCCGGGCCUGACCUCACCAGAUUUCUCCGGAAAGCCCGCGCCCCCCGCCGGCCACGCUCGGCUGUCUCCGCGCCCGGCGCUCGGCGGCGCUCGGCUGUCUCCGGCCGCUCGGCUCGGCGCUCGGCUCGGGUCCGCGGCCGCUGCGGCGCGAGUAUUUCUCCGCAGCUCGCUGGCGGCCGCUCCCGCCCGGCCCGCGCCCAUGCAGGCCAUCAAGUGUGUGGUGGUCGGCGACGGCGCCGUGGGGAAGACCUGCCUGCUCAUCAGCUACACGACCAACGCCUUCCCGGGAGAGUACAUCCCCACCGUUUUUGACAACUACUCGGCCAACGUGAUGGUGGACGGGAAGCCGGUCAACCUGGGGCUGUGGGACACCGCGGGGCAGGAGGACUAUGACCGGCUGCGGCCGCUCUCCUACCCUCAGACCGAUGUCUUCCUGAUCUGCUUCUCCUUGGUGAGCCCGGCCUCCUUUGAGAAUGUUCGAGCCAAGUGGUACCCGGAGGUGCGGCACCACUGCCCCCACACGCCCAUCCUCCUGGUGGGCACCAAGCUGGACCUCCGGGACGACAAGGACACCGUCGAGCGGCUGCGGGACAAGAAGCUGGCGCCCAUCACGUACCCCCAGGGCCUGGCCAUGGCCCGGGAGAUCGGCUCGGUCAAGUACCUGGAGUGCUCGGCCCUGACCCAGCGCGGCCUGAAGACGGUGUUCGACGAGGCCAUCCGGGCGGUGCUCUGCCCGCCCCCCGUGAAGAAGCCGGGCAAGAAGUGCACCGUCUUCUAGAGCCCCCCGCCCCCGUCCACUGUCCUGUCCUGUCCAGCUGUCUGCGUCCCAGUCUGCUACGGGGAGGGGUGGGGAGGGGCAAGAAGCAUGGGGUGGGCUGGGGUGGUGGGGUCCUGGCCACUCUGCCUCCUCUGGGGGGCGGGGGCACGGCUCCAGCCCGCCCUGGGCCCCGCGGGAGGCCAGGAGGGAGCAGGGUCUCCCUCCGGCUCCGGCUGCAGGGGCGGGCGCAGGGCGGCCCCAGGAUGGGCCUCCCUGCCAGGGGAGGGGGUUUCUGUCCAUGGGCCGGGAGGGGCGGCCCCUUCUUAUUUUAUACAGUAAACGUUCUCCACCAAC